Messenger RNA from Melospiza georgiana, 2214 nucleotides. RefSeq names its product TDP-glucose 4,6-dehydratase (gene TGDS). The coding region runs from base 192 to 1145 and encodes 317 amino acids. NCBI's taxonomy places the organism in Eukaryota, Metazoa, Chordata, Aves, Passeriformes, Passerellidae. Gene Ontology annotation, biological process: nucleotide-sugar metabolic process. Gene Ontology annotation, molecular function: dTDP-glucose 4,6-dehydratase activity. The transcript is spliced from 11 exons. The record is from RefSeq and is a predicted model, not a curated record.
CCCCUGCUAUCGGUGGCCUCCGAGACGGUGACAGCUCCGCUCUUGGGGCCGCGCGGGGAGCGAGGAAGGCGAUCAUUCAGUGAGCCUCUUGCAGGCGCUGCGGCUCUGCCCGUGAAGCCCCCGGGCCCGUGCCGCUGACGCGCAGCCGUGGGGGACAGGGAGCGCGGGGCCGGUGCCGUAAAGCGCGGAGGAUGUCGGGGCGGGCGGGCCCCGCGGCGCCGCCGCCGUUCGAGAAGCGGGUCCUGGUGACGGGCGGCGCCGGCUUCAUUGCUUCACAUGUAGUCGUCUCUCUUGUGAAAAACUAUCCAAACUAUCUGAUUAUAAAUCUGGAUAAGCUCGACUACUGUGCAAGCUUGAAGAAUCUUGAAACUGUCUCGGGGAAGGAAAACUACAAGUUUAUCCAGGGGGAUAUUUGUGAACCUGAUUUUAUAAAGCAGCUCUUUGAAACUGAGAAAAUAGAUAUAGUGCUUCAUUUUGCAGCCCAAACACAUGUAGAUCUUUCAUUUUGGCAUGCCCUGGAAUUCACCUACGUGAAUGUUUAUGGCACCAACGUGCUGGUUGCUGCUGCACAUGAAGCCAAUGUGGAGAAAUUUGUCUAUGUUAGUACAGAUGAAGUAUAUGGAGGUAGCACUGAUGAGGAAUUUGAUGAAUCCUCACCAAAACGUCCAACCAAUCCCUAUGCCUCCUCUAAAGCAGCUGCAGAGUGUUUUGUUCAGUCUUACUGGGAAAGGUACCAAUUCCCAGUUGUCAUCACACGGAGCAGUAAUGUUUAUGGACCACAUCAGUAUCCAGAAAAGGUUAUUCCAAAGUUUAUAUCUUUGUUGCAACAGAACAGAAAAUGCUGUAUUCAUGGUUCUGGACUUCAGAGAAGGAAUUUCCUUUAUGCAACUGAUGUAGUAGAAGCAUUCCUUACUGUCCUGAAGGAGGGGAAACCAGGUGAAAUUUAUAACAUUGGAACUAACUUUGAGAUGUCCAUUGCCCAGCUUGCUAAGGAGCUAAUUCAUUUAAUAAAGAAGACCAGUUCAGAGUCUGAAAUGGAACACUGGAUGGAUUAUGUCAAAGACAGCAACAAUGAAUCUCUGCUUACUUUAGAUAACACUCUCUCCAGAGUGAUUAGAAAUGAUGUGUCUACUGAUAGCAGUUAAGUAUUAUGGCCUUUAGAAUUCUCACUUUCUGAUCUCAUUUAGGUUGUUAUCAUGGCAACUGAAGUGUCUUUAAAAAUGUGCUAGCUUUUGUUUUUAAAAGAAAAUGUUCUUCAGAAUCCUAUCUCAAUGUAUUAGAGGACUUUGAUCAAAUUGCCUUUGGCUCACAUGAUGUGAGUGUUUAGGAGUUCUCAGUGUAUUUCACUUUGAGAUAUUUUUUUGUGUGUAUGAACCAUGUCCUGUUUAAACAUAAAUGGGCUUGGGAAAACUAACCACGUAGGAGUAUGUGUUUCAGUAGUGUUGAGAUCUUAUCAAAAAUUGUUAAUAUACCAAAUAUAUUACUAUAUAAUUCUAUAAUGAGUGACUUAAAGGUCAUGGGGGUUACUUGCUAUGGAAAAAUUAAUUCUGCUUCUGCUUCAGAUUAGCAUGUUACAGUAACAGUGAUAAGUGCUUGGUUUGUGCCUGCACAUGUACCUUGACUAUUCAAUAUGCCAGUGCCAAUAGUGCAGGAUGCUAGACUGGGCUACCUAUCUGCCAGACUAUGGAAGUGAAAAGUUCUGCCAUGCUUAAUUAUCAGAUGUAUCUUUCUGUGUUGAAUCUUGCAGCUUGGGACUCUACAUAUUCAGUAUUACUAAGUUGAUGUAGUUAAUGAGCCACUGUAAUGAUGCCCCUUUGGAAGCCUGUGUGUUUUAAAUCUGAAGUAUGUGUAAAUUUCUGGGUUUUCAGGAUAAAAAACGUGAAUGCUAAUAUUAGAAAAUGCUGGCUCUGUGUUGCAAAUGCACUGAUUUGCACAAAUGCGUUGGCAGUGAUUUUUGUGUUCGUUUUUGUGCCAGUAAAAUACUAAUUAAUAUUUAUUCUAGUCAAUUUCGAGUUGUUGACUGUACAAACUGAAUUGUGUUGUUGUAGCUGCACUCAGCUGCCACGUAUUAUUUGAAGGCAAUGCAACCUGUUUAUGUUGGUGGGAAUUUUCAAAAUUGAAGCAUAUCUAAUAUUCCUUGGAAGACAGUGUGAGGUACUGCAUGUCUAAUUAAGGAAGCAAUAUAAUCAGAUUGUUUUCUGUGUGCAUUUUAUA